Messenger RNA from Apodemus sylvaticus (European woodmouse), 2510 nucleotides. It is a transcript of the gene Glipr2, whose product is annotated as GLI pathogenesis related 2. Bases 326 to 790 code for a protein of 154 amino acids. The transcript is spliced from 5 exons. Lineage: Eukaryota; Metazoa; Chordata; Mammalia; Rodentia; Muridae. The record is from RefSeq and is a predicted model, not a curated record. Gene Ontology annotation, cellular component: extracellular region.
GCGCUACAGGGAAGGCGUGGACUCCCCGCGGUCUUGCACGCGCACUUUCUGCUCAGGGAGAAGAGGCAAGCUCAGGACCAGCUUUCGUGUCCACAUCUGGACCGCCCUAGCCAGCGGCGGAAUCCCACCAGGCAAAUGAAUUCUAGGGGUGGCCCCCCGCGCCUCCGCCCGCAGCUGCUUUUGCCUUAUAAGGCGGGGCCGGGCGGCGCCGGGGGAGUGGCUGUGGCCACCCCUGUCCCUCCCGGCCCCGGCCAGCUGCUGGGACCCGCUACCCAGCGCUGAGCAACGCAGCCGCAGCGGAGCCGAGGAGCACACACAGCAGGCCAUGGGCAAAUCAGCUUCCAAACAGUUUAAUAACGAGGUCCUGAAGGCCCACAAUGAGUACCGGGCUCAGCACGGCGUCCCGCCCCUGAAGCUUUGCAAGAAGCUCAACCGGGAGGCUCAACAGUAUUCGGAGGCCCUGGCCAGCACAAGAAUUCUCAAGCACAGUCCAGAGUCCAGCCGUGGGCAGUGUGGAGAGAACCUUGCGUGGGCAUCCUAUGAUCAGACAGGAAAGGAUGUGGCUGAUAGGUGGUACAGUGAAAUCAAGAGCUACAACUUCCAGCGGCCUGGCUUCACCUCCGGGACUGGACACUUCACAGCCAUGGUAUGGAAGAACACCAAGAAGAUAGGCGUGGGGAAGGCAUCUGCGAGUGACGGGUCCUCCUUUGUGGUGGCCAGAUACUUUCCAGCGGGGAAUAUCGUCAACCAGGGCUUCUUUGAAGAGAAUGUCCCACCUCCAAAGAAGUAACUCACACCACCAAAUGUAAUGAUGGAGACGCAUAUGUGAAGUGCCUAUAGAACCACAAACCGCCCGCGAGUGUCUGGUCCCGUGGGUGUAUGUACUUACAUGUUUACCUGUGAGCAGCAGCACAUGAGCUCCUUCUGAUUAAAGGAGGGGCAUCCAAAAUAUCUAUCCAGAGGGUUAGCCAGACCACAGUUACUGAGAUUGGGUAAGAUUAAUUCUGACAUCUUUUUUUCUGUUUUUAUUUGGAUUGGGGGUUUUUGUUUCUUUGUUUUGUUUAUUUCUUUUUUUUUUCGUUUUUGAUUUUUUUCAAGAUAAGGUUUCUCUGUGUAGCCCUGGCUGUCCUGGAACUCACUCUGUAGACUAGGCUGGCCUCGAACUCAAAAAUCUGCCUGACUCUGCUUCCCAGAGUGCUGGGAUUACAGGCGUGCACCGCCGCCACCACCACCACCACCACCGCCUCCACCCGGCACUUAUUGCUUAUUUCAAGGCAGAGUUUCUUGGUGUAGCCAUGGCUGUCCUGAAAUUUACUCUGCAGAUGAGGACGGCCGGGAACUCACAGAGAUCCACCUGCCUGUGUCUCCCAAAUGUGGGAUUAAAGGCAUGAGCUGCCACUGCCUGGUUUUAUUUUGUUUUUUAGAUUUUUUGUUUUUGGAUUUUGGUUACUUUCUUUCUUCUGUUAUUUUUAAAGCAAAUUUCAUUUGAAACAGUCUUACUUCUAGUAUGCAUCCUUGGGCUUGAGUAUUCUGAAUAUUUGUCAUUCUGAGAAGUGAGGUCCUUCCAUACGCUCUUCCUGCGUUGUAAUCUUUCAGCAGAUAUUGAAGGGAUCAACACGUCCUUUAGAUAUGACAUGAAGCAACUGUGUUAGAAACAUGUGGCCAGCUGCGUUUCACAGGAUCAGUGAGCUCUCUCAUUCUCAGUUGGAAGACAUGAUAUCAUCCUGCAUCCUCCGGGAUUCCCUAAUGGAAUUGCCAAAAAAAAAAAACCAAAUGGAGACGGAAAAAAGAGCCUUACAUCCUUGAAGUUUUUCCAACCUUUAAAGAGCAAACACCACAGCCGCUCUCACACCUCACACGUUUUUGUUUUGUUUUGUUUUGUGUUUUGUUUUUCGAAAGUUUCAAUGCUCACAGCACUACUCUGGCUUCGGGGGGCGGGGCUAGGUCUGGAAUGCAGCCCCGCCCCCUCUCAGCUCGGCGGACUCUCCCACUGCCCGGGCUCUCGGCCAAAGCCCUGGACUAUGAACUCAAUAGAGCAGAGCUGAGGGUGAGCUUCACUUGGGGGUCCUGGAGAAAGCCCCAAAGCCUCUCUCCUUCCCCAGCCCUGCAGGCGGUGACCACCCAGGCCUGUCCGCGGCAGCUGUGGCUUCAGCUGCGCCCUGCCUUCCUCCAGGAAUGUGUGACAAGCCCAAAUGCUCGCGGGAGGAAGAGGCCCAAACAAGGAGAUUAGGAACGCUAAUUUGUUCCUGUGUUUUGCCUCAAACUAUACACAGUUCCCUCUGAAAGAGAUGAUUUAACCAGGUCCACCAGGGAGGGACCAAGCCAGAUGUUCAAUUGCGGAUCCCUGAAAUGGUGGUAUCUCCUCCUGCAAGGAGAUAAAGGGGUGGUUGUCCUAAAGGCAGCAAGGCUGGCUGGUCUUCGUUACACUGUGAACAGUCCCACACUGCGCCACUUGGUUCAUCCAGGGAUAGCGACUAACGAGACAAUAAAAUCCUUUCCUUUUUGUGUAA